Messenger RNA from Megalops cyprinoides (Indo-Pacific tarpon), 2135 nucleotides. RefSeq names its product neuronal pentraxin 2a (gene nptx2a). Bases 565 to 1890 code for a protein of 441 amino acids. The transcript is spliced from 5 exons. Lineage: Eukaryota; Metazoa; Chordata; Actinopteri; Elopiformes; Megalopidae. The record is from RefSeq and is a predicted model, not a curated record.
GUCGGAACUCCCUCGGAACAGCAAUUUACCCAACCCCGUUUUAGUCCUUACUGGAUUUUUAUACCCGUACUCUUGUACGAAUUUCUCUUUCGCGUAUGGGAUACUGUUUUCUCAUUUGAAGAAGAACGUUUCCAGUGUGCGCACAGCAACAUAGCAAGCUAUUUUAAAUAUUUUCUAAUGUUAAUUUCGUGGUUAUCUGUAGCGUGUGUGUACAAAUGAUCAGUUCGUGGAGUUUACUUACGUCUAAAUGUAAAUUAUAAAUUAUCCUUGUAUUUUGUUGUGAAUUUAAGCAUUAGCUGUCAGGCAGUAUAGCUGCACUCUUGACCGUUCCGAGGUGUUGGAGGUAGGCUACUACAUCCUACCUACAACAAUACCGAUUUUUUCUUGCAUGUACUUUGAUUAAGCAGCGAAGACUAACAUCCAAAUUUAUUCAAAACUGUUCGAUAUAUUUGGCCCUAGAGGGUCCCAACAUUUCAGUUGAAACUUGCACCCAUAUGUCAGGGAAGUUAAGUCGUCGCUACAAUUUGCAAUAGGUACUGAAAUCUUCAUUUUUGUGCAGCCGGUAUGUUCGCCUUCGGAAUUGGCCUGCUUUACUUUUACGCGCUGAGUAGUGGAAGAGUCGUGCGCGGUCACGACAUGAAAGGCACCCGCUUCGUUUGCAGCGCGAUCCCUAAAAAUGUGGACCCCAGCUGCUCGGUUCCCCCGAAUCUAAUGCAGAGCACGAGCGCCCAGGAGGACGAGCUGAAGAGCACAGUCAUGCAGCUCCGCGAGAACGUCCUGCAGCAGAGAGAGACCAUCGUCACCCAACAGGGCACAAUAAAGGAAUUGACCUCCAAACUUUCCCGCUGCGAGGCUGCCGCUCUGGACCCGCUGCGGGACGGAAAAUACAAAAGCCAAGGGUCAUGGAGGCAGGACCACAGCAAAAACACCAUGGGGGACCUCCCUCGAGACCCGGGCGAGACCAUCGACCACCUCGGAAAGACAAUGCAGGGUCUUAAAGAUCGGCUGGAGAACUUGGAGCAGCAGACACGGACAAAUGCCUCUGGGUCGCGGAUGUCAAGCGAGCUCCGCGAUCUGCUGAAAAACCGCCUGGCUGAUUUGGAGAAGCAGCUGCUGAGCAAAGUGGCCGAGCUGGAGGAGGAGAAGUCUCAUCUUUACAACGAGACAGCUGCCCACCGCUCUCGGACCGAGAACACUCUCAACCAGCUGCUGGAGAGGAUCACUGAGCUGGAGAAAGGCAGCAGCAAGUUCAAAUCUCCGGAGGACUUCAAGGUGUCCCUCCUUCUGCGUACCAACUACCUGUAUGCGCGCAUCAAGAAGACCCUGCCGGAGAUGUACGCCUUCACCGUCUGCAUGUGGCUCAAGUCGAGUGCCAGCCCCGGCAUUGGCACCCCGUUCUCCUAUGGUGUCUCAGGACAGGCCAAUGAGAUUGUGCUGAUCGAGUGGGGGACCAAUCCCAUGGAGCUACUGGUCAACGACAAGGUGGCACAGCUGCCACUGUCAGUGGGCGACGGCCGCUGGCACCACAUCUGCAUCACCUGGACAACCAGGGACGGCUACUGGGAGGCGUACCAGGACGGAGAGAAGCUGGGAUCGGGCGAGAACCUGGCCCCCUGGCACCCAAUUAAACCUGGAGGAGUCAUUAUCCUGGGCCAGGAGCAGGACAUUGUAGGGGGCCGUUUUGACGCCACCCAGGCCUUCGUCGGCGAGCUGAGCCAGUUCAACAUGUGGGACCGCGUCCUGCGGCAGGCUGACAUCGAGGGCAUGGCCAACUGCUCAUCCUACAUGCCGGGCAACGUGGUGCCCUGGGUGGACAGCAACGUGGAGGUGUUCGGCGGUGCCACCAAGUGGGCACUGGAGAUGUGCGAGGACCGGCUUUUCGACUCUUAAGAGCGACAGGGUUGCAGGAAGGGGAGACGCCCCAAAACCUCGUUGCCACCACAGCAUCCCCCCCCCCCCCCCCACCUCCACCACAUAUCCACCCUUUUCCAUCUUCUUCCCGCUUCCCUACCAGCCCAAGUACAUCAUACCCGCCCAUCCCAGGCAUCAUCUUCUUAAAACCAGUUGCUGCAUCUUGCACCUGGUUUGAAAAAGGGUAUUCACUGUGUCUAGACUUAAAUAUGUACGUGUGUGCA